This is a messenger RNA of Setaria italica (foxtail millet), 3282 nucleotides long. RefSeq names its product protein SPA1-RELATED 4. The transcript has 7 exons. Gene Ontology annotation, biological process: protein phosphorylation; photomorphogenesis. Gene Ontology annotation, molecular function: ATP binding; protein binding; protein kinase activity. The record is from RefSeq and is a predicted model, not a curated record. The coding region runs from base 527 to 2875 and encodes 782 amino acids. Lineage: Eukaryota; Viridiplantae; Streptophyta; Magnoliopsida; Poales; Poaceae.
UUUUGUGGCGUCAAGUCAAGGCCGCGUCGGCGUUUCCAUCUCCGCGGUCAGGUUUGGUGUCUAGUGCGGUGGCACUGUGCUGCUGUAGCAGGUGAGGCUGGGAGGGAGAUGGACUGGGCUGGUCGUUGUGCGGCCGCUGGCUGCCGCCCCGAACUGGGGCGAGGUGUUCGAGGGUAAGGGUCGCGGGCGUUGUGCGGCUGGGAGCCGGCUACCGAGGCGACGGAAAUAAAGCAGUAGACGAGAGAGCCCCGAUUUAAAGCGCCUUUGUGUGGCUCGCUGCUCGCCUCCGUUCCACUCCUCUCACCUAGUCACUUCUCCUCCCACCUCGCGUUUCUUCGCCGGCCGCGGGUGUGCUCAGGUGGCCGCCGCCUCGCCGCUGGGCUCAGAUCCUUACCUGAUCCCCGCUGCCGUGACGAGGCCGUGCGGAGCUUGGAUGGGGUUGGCGGAGCAGCGGGUGGAGGUGCGGGGCGCGGCGAAUCGGUGGUGAUCCCGGGCCAUGGGGUAGAGUGGAGGGGGUGUGCGUGGCAUGGAGCCGUCCCGUGGCGCCGUUGGCGGCGGGCGGCGGUGGGGGGACGCGGAGGCGGAGGUGGAGGAAGGGAGGCGGCCGGAGGAGGGGGGAGAGGUGAGCCUGCGGGAGUGGCUCGACCGCCCGGGCCGCGCGGUGGAGGCGGCGGAGUGCGUGCACGUGUUCAGGCAGGUCGCGGAGGCGGUGGCCGUCGCGCACGCGCAGGGGGUGGCCGUGGGCAGCGCGCGCCCCUCGUGCUUCGUCGUGUCGCCGCCCUUCGCGCGCGUCGCCUUCAUCGAGUCCGCCUCCGGCUCCGACGCCUCGGGCUCCUGCUCGGGCUCCGACGCCUCCGAGGACGCCGACCCGGACGCCUCGCCUCCGCGGCGACGCGACGGCGCCGCCCGCGGCGAGGAGCGCACCGGGAAGACGUUCCCGCUCAAGAGCGUGCUGGCGAUGGAGCUCAGCUGGUACACCAGCCCCGAGGAGGCGGAAGACAGCGGCGGAGGCGGCUCUACCUUCUCCUCGGACGUCUACAGACUGGGCGUGCUCUUGUUCGAGCUGUUCUGUACGUUCGAAACCUUGGAGGAUAAGAUGCGGGCAAUGGCUAAUCUGCGGCAUCGGGUGUUGCCGCCGCAGCUUCUGCUCAGAUGGCCCAAGGAGGCGUCCUUCUGCCAGUUGCUCAUGCACCCUGUGCCUGAGACCAGACCGAAGAUGAGUGAGGUGCUACAGAGUGAGUUCCUUAAUCAGUCUCGGAAUAGCCUGGAAGAGCGUGAAGCAGCACUUAGGUUACGUGAAGAGAUAGAAGAACAGGAAUUACUGCUGGAUUUUCUUCAGCAGUUGCAGAAAAGAAAGCAGGAUAUAGCAGACAAUUUGCAGGAUACUGUUGCCUUUCUCUCUUCUGACAUCAACGAGGUCCUCCACCAGCAAUCUGCACUAGGGGGGCAAUUUGUGAACUUCUCACCUGAUUUGGAUAAAGAGGUGUGCUCUGGAACUGUUGAAGAUCAGAGUGAUUGUGGAUCCAGGAAGCGUUUCAGACCUGAGCUGCAAGGUAUUGACAUGGAGGAACAGAAUCAUAGCGUGGAAGAAUGUUCCAGAACAGUGCCGUCCUCUGAGCUAAUCCAGGAAAGUGUUUUGUCCAAAAGCUCCAGGUUGAUGAAGAACUUCAAAAAACUUGAAACAGCCUACUUUCUUACAAGGUCCAAGUUGGUGAAGCAAGUUGGUAACCAAAUAAAUAGCUGUCAUCAAGUUGUUAAGAGGGCUACUGGUUCAGCUGUUGGGACCGAGGGAAGUUCAAUAGAUAAUUUUCCUUUGGAAAGGCAAUAUGGCAGUAGGCAAUGUUGGGUGAACUCUUUUCUUGAGGGAUUGUGCAAGUACUUGUCAUUCAGUAAGUUGAAAGUACAGGCAGAACUGAAACAGUGUGAUCUGCUGAACUCAUCGAACUUAGUAUGCUCCGUAGGGUUUGACCGGGAUAAAGAGUUUUUUGCAACAGCUGGUGUAAAUAAGAAGAUAAAAGUGUUUGAGUAUAAUAUGAUUGUAAAUGAGCAUCGUGACAUUCACUAUCCUGUGGUAGAGAUGUCCAAUAGAUCAAAAUUAAGUUGUAUUUGCUGGAACAGUUAUAUGAAGAGCCAUAUAGCAUCUAGUGAUUUUGAGGGUAUAGUGCAGGUUUGGGAUGUUACUAGGAGUCAAGUUUUCGUUGACAUGAGGGAGCAUGAGAGGCGAGUGUGGUCGGUGGACUUCUCAAUUGUGGACCCAACAAAAUUGGUCAGUGGGAGUGAUGAUGGAUCUGUGAAGCUGUGGGAUAUGAAUCAGGCUGGGAGUAUUGGCACUAUUAGAACAAGGGCAAAUGUGUGCUCUGUACAAUUCCAACCUGAUACUGCUCGCUCCAUUGCCAUUGGCUCAGCAGAUCACAAAAUUUACUGCUAUGAUCUCCGUAACAUACGAGCUCCUUAUUGUACACUGGUUGGGCACACAAAAACAGUAAGCUAUGUUAAGUAUCUAGACGCAUCAACAAUAGUAUCUGCGUCUACUGACAACUCAUUGAGGCUCUGGGACUUGUCGAUGAGCCCAGGAAGGAUAAUUGACAGUCCAAUCCAAACAUUUACAGGGCAUACAAAUACAAAGAACUUUGUUGGCCUUUCUAUAUCUGAUGGCUACAUUGCUACUGGCUCCGAAACAAAUGAGGUUUUUGUCUACCACAAAGAAUUUCCCAUGCCAGUGUUGGCAUAUAAGUUUAGCGUGACAGACCCUAUAUCAGGCCAGGAGAUUGAUGAUCCGACACAGUUCAUUUCAUGUGUCUGUUGGAGAGGGCAGUCUACAACUCUUCUUUCCGCUAACUCCAGCGGCAACAUCAAGAUCUUAGAAAUGGACUGACUCUGUACGAUUGGGUUGUGCAUCUAGAAAUGUACUGACUUCUUACCCAGGGUGUGUGUGUCUGGUUGGCUUCAAGGUUUGCGGCACUUGAAUUCGGAGAAGCCAACGAAUUCGCAAAAUGUAACUUAAUACGAGUUGCAAAGUUUGGAGGUAGGAGUAGCGGUCACAGAUUUAGCGGAUUGAUAGGAUUACAGAUUAGCGUGGUAGCAAAAGUAGCAUAAAUAGGAGAGGAAAUUGAGGUGCCGGGUGGUCCCACAAAGAAAGGUUUUGUACAUCAUUGGUUCGAGGUAUACUUGUACAGGCAAAUCAAUCCAAGUUUUUACCUACCCGCAUCAGGGUUCUGCUCUUGAGAUGCAAAAGUACAAAAUGGAUUACAUCUGUUCAACCAGAGAUCAACAUUUGCCUGA